This is a messenger RNA of Diabrotica virgifera virgifera (western corn rootworm), 2085 nucleotides long. Its product is annotated as zinc finger protein 710-like. Gene Ontology annotation, cellular component: nucleus. The record is from RefSeq and is a predicted model, not a curated record. Gene Ontology annotation, biological process: regulation of DNA-templated transcription. The transcript is spliced from 10 exons. Gene Ontology annotation, molecular function: DNA-binding transcription factor activity, RNA polymerase II-specific; RNA polymerase II cis-regulatory region sequence-specific DNA binding. Lineage: Eukaryota; Metazoa; Arthropoda; Insecta; Coleoptera; Chrysomelidae. Bases 214 to 1866 code for a protein of 550 amino acids.
AAUUCCCAUUAUUCUCUCAUUCAAUUUUCUUAAUUUAAACAAAAACUAAAAAAAUUGCUGCUUAUUCCAUACAAAUAAUAAGUAAAUGUUUGAUGGAGUUUUUGUUUUGUUACAAAAACAAACUAAAACUGAAAAUUAGAUAUUACUAAGACCAAACAUUUUGUAAGAGAUCCUAGACUAGUGAAAAAAUAUAUUAUUAUCGCCUCUCCUUUAAUGGAAAAGCAAGAGUACCAGUUUCCUGAUGAUAUAAACUUUUCAUCUUUUAAUGAAAUUUCCAAUAGUAUUAAAACCGAAGACUUCAAAACGGAAUACGAUGAUGUGACUCUGUUUGCUCAAUUAGAUAAUAUCACCAAUAAUUUAACAGCUAGUAUCAGUGAUACGGCCAUGGCUACUCCUAUAUUUAUAACUGCCAAAUUGCCAGAAAUCCAGAACGAGUCAACUGAAAUCGAAGAAUUACAAAAUAAAUCGUUUUUACCAGAUCCACUUAAUGGAAACCAUAUUUCCCAUUUUGUCAGGUACAAAAUUCAAGACGGUAAGCAUGUGAAGAUAUGGGAGUGUGGCAUAUGUCAAAAGGAGUUUACCCACCAAUAUACAUUAAUGAGACACGUUCCGACUCAUACCGAUGAAAGAAAAUUUCGAUGUGUCACUUGUGGUAAAGCCUUUCGCCAGAUGUCGACUCUUUCCCAACAUAGAGCUAUCCACUCCACUGAAAGACCCUACAUAUGCGAGGUUUGCCAAAAAACCUUUAACCGAGUCUCCACCCUAAUUUCCCAUCGAAAAACUCACACUGGCCUUAAACCCCAUAGAUGCCAUCUAUGUACUAAAGCUUUUCAUCAGAAAGGAAACUUGCGCAACCAUAUAUUUACUCACACAAAUGCUAGGCCUUAUAAAUGUGACAUUUGCGAAAAAGGAUUUAAUCAGAUGUCUAAUCUGAUGUGCCAUAAAUUAAAGGCUCACCAGAGAACUGAAAAACCCAAAUACACAUGCAAAAUUUGCGACAAAUGUUUUCCCAAACGCAUAACUUUAAGACAGCAUGAACAAUAUACACACAAAAUUAUAUCUCCUGUCGAUUCCGUGGAAUUGGAAUACCCAAACCCAAUUCAAAAGUCAUCUGAUUUCAAGGACGCAAUAAUCGUCGAACCCAUUAAGACUGAAGCAAUGAGACUGGCCAUAGAAGCGAAGCAAACUCCAUUCGCUCUUCUUCGUCCUAUUACUGGCAAACCCGUUUUGGUAAGAGUGCUGCCUGCUGGCGAUAAACAGAUGUUGGUUCCUGCAACUGCUGAUGAUUUAAAAACACACAGCAACAUCUCAAUAACUUCUAAAACCGACAAAGAGAAUCAAGCACCUGAUAAAGAAAAGGAAAAAGCUGGCAACACCGUACAGAUUAAGAUACCAGUAGUUGCGACCGUCAUCAUUCAGCAGAGCGAUCCAACAGGUCAAAUGUCAGUAGCAGUUGUAAGUCCUGGACCCAUUGGAGAAGUUGAUGAGCAACCUGGAUUGUUAUCUUCAAAAGAAAAUAAUUUUGUCUACAGCUGUACAUUUACUGACGGCAAUACUUCGGCUUCGACAGCCCAAAGUGAACAUCAAAUAAAUAUGGAGAAUUCAAUAAAUAAUAAUAAUAAUACUCCACCGCAAUCAGAUAGUGCUAAAGAUGAUAAUGAAUUCUUGGAAGAAGUCAGAAAAAAAUUGGAAGGAGACCAAAUUCUCAAUGAACUGAACAAAAUUUUGGAAAAUUUGAUCUGCGAAACUCAGGAGAACAUUCCCCUGAUGUCAAAGGAUAAGGGUUCUAAGGAAAAUGCCUUAAAUUUUUCCGAUGAAGAUUCGAAUUCAUCUGCCGUAACCGUAAUAGAUUUUAUAUCACUUUAAUGCAAUGUAUUAUAAUUUUUAUAAAAUUUUUAGGUAAUCAAGAGCUAGUUACUAUGUUUUUUGCUUAAGUAAGGCAAAUUAAACUUUUCCAUAAUUUGAAACAUUUUAAAAAUGUUUAUUAUUUAUAUUCAAUAGGAGAUGUUUAAAAAUGUAUGCGUAUUUGUGUUAGAUUUAUAUUUUUGUUAAUUGCAGAAAAUCAGAAAUAAAUUUGUAAAAUUA